UAACGCACAUCCGGCCGCGAGGAGCGGCGCUUCCGGCUUUUGAGUCGCGCGACGCUCAGUCGCGCCAGCGCCGUUUCAUUCACCGAGCGCCGGAGCGGCCUGGUCCGAGGCCUCCGCCCCGAGCUCAAUUUUUUUUACUUUCUCCCCGUGCCCGGGUUGCCGCUCUGUGGUCCCGGCCGGCCUGACGCCCCCGCUCCGCCGCCAUGAAGCUCGUGAGGUUUCUAAUGAAAUUGAGUCAUGAAACCGUGACCAUUGAACUGAAGAAUGGAACACAAGUGCAUGGAACAAUUACAGGAGUGGAUGUCAGUAUGAAUACACAUCUUAAAGCUGUGAAAAUGACAUUGAAGAACAGAGAGCCUGUACAAUUGGAGACAUUGAGUAUUCGAGGGAAUAACAUUCGAUACUUCAUUCUGCCUGAUAGUUUACCUCUUGAUACCUUAUUAGUGGAUGUUGAACCAAAAGUCAAAUCCAAGAAAAGGGAAGCAGUUGCAGGAAGAGGCCGUGGCAGAGGUCGGGGUAGAGGCCGUGGCAGAGGAAGAGGAAGAGGGGGACCAAGGCGAUAACUUCUCUCGUACCAUAUAUACGUUACAAAAUUCUAAGCAGUCUGAUAUUUUUUGUACAGGUUUUGUUUACAGUGGCAAUUUUUAAUAAACACAAACUUGGAAAA
This is a messenger RNA of Pelodiscus sinensis (Chinese soft-shelled turtle), 667 nucleotides long. It is a transcript of the gene SNRPD1, whose product is annotated as small nuclear ribonucleoprotein D1 polypeptide. The record is from RefSeq and is a predicted model, not a curated record. Gene Ontology annotation, biological process: spliceosomal snRNP assembly; RNA processing. NCBI's taxonomy places the organism in Eukaryota, Metazoa, Chordata, Testudines, Trionychidae. Gene Ontology annotation, molecular function: RNA binding.